AUGGCUCAUUAUGACUCGUAAGUUUAAUUAGCAAACAGGACCCAGACUGAUAAAGGUGUGAUAAAAUGUGUUUUUCUCACAUUGACAUUUGAAAGAUAAUUGAAAUCCAAAUUUUACAGGACUGAAAAGUAUUAGCAAUAAAUAAACAACUUCUUAAAAGGUCAAAAUGAAGAUUUGCAGAGUCUCAGACCCUCAUAUGGUUGAAAACUCUCAUCGUAAUCUCACUCCUGGUCCAUUUAAAACUCCAUCUUUAUCUCAGUGUGACAUUUGCUCUCUGAUGAUGACAGGCUGGAUGACAAGGACUCUGUGGAUAUUCAUGACAACCCGCCUCUCCCUGAUAACGUGGUGAAAGAGGAAGACAACACGGUGAGAUAUCCAGUAACCAAUGUCCAAGAGACUGUUCACUAGUGAAAUAUGCUGUAUGGAUUUAUUCUAGCAGACAAGUGAGAUGUACAUGAAAUUUGGUAAACACACAGUUUUUGAAACCCUACAAAUGUGGCCCUAAAUUCUAACAAAAGGUUUCUCAACAGUCUUUUAUAGUAUUAGAUGUCCUUAAGAACAUACUAAAAGUUUACCAAAGUUUGACCACUAGAAAGGUGUCUUUUUCACGAUGGUGUCCAUGAUGGGCUGAAAGCCCGGGGAGACACCCCAGGUGAAUAGGGUAAAAUUUUUAACUAACAGAUAUCACCAUGAAACUUCCCAGGUUUAUAACUUACAUUAAGACAAAUAUUUUUUGUAUUACAAGUUUUGUCAAAUGUUAUUUUUGAAUAUCUAAAUGAGUCAAUAUCUAACACUAAUUUGCAUACAUUUCCAUAUUUAAUUAGAUAUUACCUCAUUUACAUAUUCCAACAUAACAUUUGACAAAACUUGUAAUAUAAAAAAUAUUUGUCUUGAUGUAAGUUAUAAACCUGGGAAGUUUCAUGGUGAUAUCUGUUUGUUAAAAAUUUUACCCUAUUCACCUGGAUGGUCUCCCCAGGCUUCCUACCCGUCAUGAACACCUUUCUAGUGGUAAAUAAUGAAAUAUUAACUCUUUUGACCAGCUGUUCGCGACCCAUCCAGGAUGUGGCCUUUUAGGUCGGGACCCACCAAUUGAGAACCACUGAUCUGGAGGAUAAUCAUGAUUAUCAUAAUGAUGAAUACAUGAAUAUUUGAUCCUCCAGUCAGUUAUCUAGAAACUAAAGAUUACCUAUUAUUCAUCUGCAUUUUUUGCACUCAAUAGAAAUAUAUUUAAUGCUUUUAAAGUCAAUAAGAAAUAGAUGAUCCAUAUCUCAGAUCCUUCCCUAAGUUCUAUAUAUGAAUCCAACUCUUGUUUGUUUUCAUUCAGCACAUUUUCUUUAACACUCACAGGUUGUAAUAUCUAAAAUAAGACGCUCUCUCAGAUCUCUCAUCAGUUAUUGUCAAAGUGUGUUUGAAUGAGUGAACUCCCUGUAGACUGAGGUACUGAGGCGUUGUUGUGUGUCUGUCUGUGACUUAUUGGCACUAAAUAGAGUCACAGAGCGAUGCUGCUGUACUGUGUGUGAACUGUCUGUGGAUUAUCAGGUAUUGUAGGGUUAAUCCACAGUUUGACAGACACAGCACACCUCUAAUCCUGCCUGUGACCAAGAGUCGCACCCUGAUCUGAGUCUGUCAGGCGCCCCUUUUUAUGUGUGUGUGUGUGUGUGUGUGUGUGUGUGUGUGUGUGUGUGUGUGUGUGUGUGUGUGUGUGUGUGUGUGUUUGUGUGUGUGCUUGGCUAGAUCGCAGUCAUAUAUUUAGGAGCAGCAGUGUCAGGCUUUGUUACAUUCAGAUGGGAAUUCUGUUGGUCUCCGCUGAGGUCUAUUUAAAGAUCUGAGCUCUGUCAGACAAUCCCGCCCGGGUUUGUGAGUGUGUUUGGAUGUGUGGGUACGAGGAUAUGUGUCUUUGUGUGAAUAAAAACAGCACAAAAUAUGAUCUCAGAUAUGAAGCAGAGCCACUCUCAAAACUAAAUCUACUCAGCAGAAAAAAAAAUCCCAGCGCUGUGUGUUGGAUAUCCUUUUGCAUGUAUGUGGCUUUGGCUCACGUGUUACAGACAGACUCCAUAUGACUCAGAUGAAGUUGGAUUAGUAUUAAUAGAAUCAUUGUCACAUCAACCUGUCAGGCUGUGGUCAGUGAGAGAUACUGGGACUUUUUUAGUGUAACCCUGUUGACUCCAAAGCACUUAAAGCUCCUGUAACAAAACAAGAUGAAUUCGGUGUUUAUGGUUCAUAAAGAAUGACAGUUUUAGCACUGUAAUUUUUAUGUCUGAAACCAUUAGUGGGGAAAGUUGUCAGAUGAAGUGACUAAUUUUGCCAAUCAGCCUUUGCUUUUACAUUUUCAGCCGCAAAGAUUCACAGUGAGUGAUGUGCUUGACUGUAAACUGUAAGUUUUUUUGGCUGAAAGUUGCUUACAGGAGCUUUAAGUUGUCAUGUUUUUCAUUCCAUUCUUACCAAAGUAUGAAAAGAAGAAAAAGGAAUUCCUGACUUUGCUGUUAGUGUUUGAAAUAAAUAGGGGUGGGAAUCACUUGUGGCCCCACGAUAUGAUAUUAUUGCAAUUUUUAACAUUUUGCAAUACAGCGAGUAUUAUGUUACAAUAUAUUGUGAUUUAUACAAUAUUUUCAACUCUUGAGCUAAUUUAGCAUUUGUCUUUCCUUUAUAUUUGUCUUAUUUACACAGUAUUUUAUUUCCAUGUAGCACAUCUUGCAGACUUCAUAUAUAUUUGUCAUACUAACUUUCUUCUGCUUUAUGACGUCACCUCAGCCAACCUCACUGGACAAACAGUUGAUUUUAUUUUUCUAUUACCAUAGAUUUAACUUCAUAUUAGCAAUCAAUUUGAAAAAAAUCAAUACUUGGUCAAUAAGACGAUAUGAUAUAUCACCAGAUAAAAUAUUGCGAUACUAUGCUGUAUCGAUUUUUUUCUCCCACCCCAACUAAUAAACAAAACUCACCACAUGAGCAAAUAUUUGUUUACACGAUGGAAUAUUAAAGCUGUUAAAACAAUGCCGUAGUGAAGUCAUCUUUAAAGUCAUAAGUUUAGCCAACAGUUGGCCACAUAAUGCUGUUGUGAAGAACGAGAAGAAGAAGAAGAAGAAGAAGAAGAAGAAGAAGAAGAAGGGUUUAUUGAUAUUGUUUCUGAAGGGAAAUUCGAUACUAAGGGAUACCACUCAUCUCAGCUUUUUUUAAAGUCCUCAUACUUCUAACAAUGUGGUGCUAAUGGGACAAAAUAUUAAGUAUAUGUGGUAGUCAUAAAGCCAUGAAUUUUUAUAUCAAAGCUCCUGUUGGAAGUUUCUUACAAAAUCAACUGAAAUUCAUACUGAUGAUUUUUGAUGAUAAACAAAUAAGACCAUUGGUGCUCAGAUUAAUGGUUUUCUUAUUGUUAUUUUUAAUGAGGGUUGGUGUUUGCCCAGCCGCUGAAGAAACACUUCUGUCAUUACAAUCUCCACAAUAAAGUUCAUAAUUUUGGCCUUGGCCUCCCAUCAGAUGAUUACUGCACUUUUAUAUCCCUCUUUUAUACUUCAAACUAUAGAUCUUUCUCUGUCUUCAGGUUUAUUUCAUCUAUGAUGAGGAGGUAGAGGAGGAGGAAAGAGAGGAAGCUCCUCCAGAGCCGGUCAAACUGGUCAACGACAGACCUCAUAAGUUCAAGGACCACUACUGCAAGAAACCCAAAUUCUGUGACGUCUGCGCACGCAUGAUAGUGUGUAUGUCAGUUAUGACUCUUUGUGUUUCCUCAAUGACCAGUGUCUCUGUAAACACAAGUUCUCCUGAUAUGAUUUAACUCUGUUUUCUCCUCAGUAAACAAUAAGUUUGCGUUACGAUGCAAGAACUGCAAAACCAGCAUCCACCACCAGUGUCAGUCCUACGUGGAGUUCCAGAGGUGUUUUGGCAAAAUUGUGAGUCCAAAUUAAAAACCCCAAAAAUGUACAGCAGAUAUUUUCAAAGACAUGACCUCAGUGUGCUCUUCUCUUUCGCUCUUUUAGCCUCCAGGGUUCAGAAGAGCGUACAGCUCUCCUCUCUACAGCAGUCAGCAGAACGCCACGGUCUCACAGCUGCUGCCUUUUUGUGAGUCCACGCCGUUUACAGAGAAAUUCAACUAAAAUCAAACAAAUCAAUAUAAAACCACCUGAUCCUUUGAAAUUAGUUUUGUCAAAAUGUGCUCCAAUCUGCAGGAUCAAUCUGCCAAAACAGUGUGAAGUUUGUCAUAUUUCACAAACUGUUCUUUUAAUCCAGUUUAUUUACAAAAGUUCUUGGUAGUUUUAUCAUGGUUAGUAAAUGACUUCAUCCUUAGUUUUUAAACUUGGCCAUAAAUGCCUAAAGAGCAUCUUUGAAGUUGUUUUUGCUCAAUGGCACAGGUAUUGCUAAGGUUUUAAACCCUCUUGUUACACCUUCCUGUCUUCUUUUGUAUUUUUUUUCUCUAUUUUCUUUUCUGUUUAUCGAUUAAUGUUGUCUGAUCGGCAGCACAAUCCAACCGCACAGACCCCGUGUUUGAAACUCUGCGUAUUGGUGUGAUCAUGGCCAACAAGGAGCGGAAAAAAGGAUCUGAGGACAAGAAGAACGUGAGUUUUAGUGCAGUUAUAUCUCAUUUAAAGCUCCUGUAAGCAAUUUUAAAAUGUUUGUGAAAUAUGUUAAAAUCUAUAUCAAUGUUUUUUAUGAUAAACAUAAUUAAACAAGACCAUCAGUGACAAGAUUGGCUAUUUUAUAUUGUCAUUUUUGAUGCUUUAAAUUGGUGCAAGGGGGAAGGUGUCAGCAGAGGAGCUAAAAAACAGUAACUUUCACGUUUUCCAUGUUGAAUAUUCACAAUAAUUCAUUCAUUCUAGUCUCAACAGUCAGCAGGAUGAAUGAGCGUCAGAAGACACUACUUAUGUUUAUGGACGUUAACAUAAGCAAAGACUUCUUUGUCCACAAAUUAAGAUAACAAAAAGUUCCUUACAGGAGCUUUAACUGGUGUUUGUUGUGUAGUGUUAUUAUCCUCCUUUAAACUUUUGAGUCAGAAUACAAAUUAUGUCAAUCCCUAAACCUGACGUGAGGUUAUCGUACUCGUUAUUUUCCAUCAUCCUCACUGUCACUCUUACACUGUCACUUUUUGUCCACUUAAAGUCAACUUUGAAUUUUACUUUUGAACCUGAGUCUUAAUGCAGACUGAACUUGUUUAACUGCAUCACUGUUGUUUUUCCUUUUCUGCUCAGAUGAUGAUGAUGAUGGAGGAUGAUGAGUCGCAGCCCAAACAGGAAGAUGAAGGAGGUGAAGCAGGUACAUGUACGAUGAGCUCAGGAAGGGUGGAGAUACAAAUGAAGGCUUUGAAUCUGAAAAUCAGCUGUUUAAACUGCAUGUUUGUUUCUCUUAUAUUUCCAACUAUUUUCUGCUGGACUUUGACUUCACUGUGAUGUACACCAGCAAACACAGAAGGAGACAAAAGAGGAGAAAAGGCUCCAGCUGAUGACAAGGUCAGAGACCUCGUUUUCAAAGAUGUCAACUCUGAUGGGAAAACUCUCAAUGAGUAACUGGAAUUUGUUUUUUGUGUUUUUAGAGCAAAAAAGUCCAGCCUGGAAAGAUCGGAGUGUUCAGUCAGUCUCAUUACUACCUGGCUCUGUAUCGCUUCAAAGCCAUAGAGAAAGAUGAUCUGGACGUUCAGUAAGCUCCUCCCCUUUACCUGUGUCUCUUUCUCUUCUAGUUUAUGUCAUAGUUAUAUCUAGAUAUUAAUUUUUUCCUCUAAAUCUCACAUCCUGUGUGUUUUAAAGCGCUGGAGACCGCAUCACAGUGAUAGACGACUCCAACGAAGAAUGGUGGAGGGUGAGUCCCCAAAAUCUGAACUGUUGUAGAUAACACCAAUGUUUAUAGUUCCAUUUACCUUCAAAGAUUAUGAUUGGCUUGGGGAUUAAUUAAGUCGAUUUUGGUCAUAACUUGGUUGUGUGAUUUUUGCCCUUACAUUAUUAUCUUUGGAGCAUUUACUGAAGCGAAGGUUACACCUUUAACUUCCAGAUCGGCUGUAGAGACCUACAGUCCAAAAUAAAGUCACUGAGAUAUACUCAAAGAUCCAGAUGACAUGUAGUUACUGUAAGACUGGUUUGUGCUCAAGUCCUCUUUUUUCUGUACAGCUCUGUUUUUAAAAGUUAUUAGGGGGUUUAUGUUUUCUAUGAUUGACACUUGAUACAGCCUAUUGGCGUACGAAGAUUGCGUACCUCACUAGGGGUUACGCUGUUUGAGAAGAGUGUCAUCACAGCAACUCUUCCGCCAAAUGCGUACAAUGCCACUGCACAAGUUGUGGUUACGGGAAGUGGAGAAAAUCCCUGAAAUACUGAGAGCAAUUCGGCCUCAAAUUCAUGUAAUGACAGAAGGCGGAGCCAAGUUGUCCAUGGUAUAUACAGUCUAUGUUCCUGUCCCAUCACUGGGCACCUUGGCCUCUAUGCACACUAAGCCAAGGCACAAGAAACCGUUUUACACUAUGUGUCACACAACAUCAAUAAUUCACAAAAUAAAAAACCCUUUUCAACCCAAAAAGUAAAAUAUAUCAAAUAAAUCAAUGUGGCCUCAAAAAUCUCCUAAAACAACAGUAGUUUGGGUAUUUUUUUACUAUUUCUACUUGAAUGGAAUCUUUUCUAUAUUUUGAAAUAGAUUUGUUUGGCUUACAGCAGGUUAUAUAAUUAUCUAAACUAGUUUUAUAAUGCAAGGAUUCAUGAACCAGAGCCAAAACCUUCCAGGAACACUCUGUUGGUCUCUGCUCAGCCUCCUCUCUGUAGUCCGUCCAGCUAUUUUCCAUCAGACCGUCACAGCGGACAGUAUGAUUGUGUCUAACAGCUCGACAUCAGAAGCUGGAGCUGCAGAAACUCAGUGUGAAAGUUCUUUUUUUUGUCUCUCCACCAUGCAGGGGAAGAUCGGAGAGAGAACAGGCUUCAUACCUGCCAACUACAUCAUCAGAGUGAGAGCAGGAGAGAUGGUCUACAAGGUGACUCGCUCCUUUGUUGGCAACAGAGAGAUGGGACAGAUCACCCUGAAGAAAGACCAGGUUCACACAUACUCACCCAGAAAGAUACAGACGCACAACAAAUCGACUCCUGUGCAGAUAAAAACACAUGAUUAUAUAACUAAACCAUAAAUACCUCCUAGUUGUACCUCCAUGUGGAAUCAACACACGAUAUGUUGUUUACUUUGUGCACAUUUCAUGGAGGGAGAGUCCAUGUGGACAUGCAGCCUAAAUCAGUGUCUGACCAGCUGUCAAAUACGUCCUCUAUAGACCGGUUGAUUUGUAUGGAGCCAGAUUAAACCCACCGCUUACUUAUUGCAGCUAUAUGUGGCCCAGCAUGCCAUUGUUCAUGUUUUUGACUGAAUGUGUUUUGGGAAAUCGUUUUUCAUCAUGCAAUUGUUACUCAUUGUUUGUGUUGUCAGUGUAAGUAUUCAGAGAAUGAUAAUACAGUUAGCGGAAAUGUGCAUGGCAUUAAAAUUAAAUCAACAUCCAUCCAUCUUCAACCACUUAUCCGGGGUCGGGUUGUGGGGGCAGCAGCCUGAGCGGAGAGGCCCAGACAAGAUGUUCCCCGGCAAACUGAGAGACACAGUCUCUCCAGCAUGUCCUGGGUCUUCCCCGCGGUCUCCUACCGGUGGGACGUGCCCUGAGUGCCUUACCAGAGAGAUGUAUGGGAAGCAUCCUGAUUAGAUGCCCGAGCAACCUCAUCUGACUCCUCUCAAUGCGGAGGAGCAGCAGCUCUACUCUGAGCCCCUCCCGAGUGACUGAACUUCUCACCCUAUCUCUAAGGGAGAGCCCAGCCACCCUGUGGAGUCAUUUCAGCCACUUGUACUCGCGAUCUUGUUCUUUCGGUCACCACCCACAGCUCGCAACCAUGGGUGAGGGUAGGAAUGUAGAUUGACCAUCAUAUCGAGAGCUUUGCCUUUCAGCUCAGCUCCCUCUUUACCAUGACAGAUCUGUGUAGCAUCCACAUCAAUGCUGACACGGCAUCAAUCCGCCUGUCGAUUUCCCGCUCCAGUGAAAAAGACCUCGAGAUACUUGAACUACUCCACUUGGGGCAGGAUCUCAUCUCUGACCCGAAGAGGGCACUCUGGCUGAGAACCAUGGACUCAGAUUUGGAGGUGCUGAUUCUCAUCCCAACCACUUUACACUCAGCUGCGAACCGAUCCAGUGAGAGCUGAAGGUCACGGCCCGAUGAAGCCGAUAGGACCAUAUCAUCUGCAAAAAGCAGUGACCCAAUCCUGUGGCCACGACCCUCUCAACGCUCUGACUGCACCUAAAAAUACUGUCCAUAAAAGAAAUGAACAAAGCUGAAGUGAAGUAUCCCAGACAAUAAGGUCAUGAUGUUUGCUGACAUGACAUCUCUUAAUGCAAGUGUUCCUGAUGUUGACAUACAGAGACAGAUGAAUCACGAUGACUGAUUUGACUUGUUGUGUAAACUCACGGCUGUGUGAAUUUAACACUUGCUGGAAAUGAACCCCAACCUUCACUGAAAACUUUUCCUUCAGGUUUGGAAAAGUAGGAGCUCAUCAGAGUCACGCUUUUCUACCUGCAACUGUUUUUGUGUUAUCUUGUAACCAUGGGGUGCAAAUGGUUUUUUAGUGUCUAGUUCUUGAUAUUUGUUCAAGGAGGUUACAUCAUGUAUGAAAGUGGAGGUGCAAAUUUGAGACACAUGAUCAACAGAACUUGACUGCAAAUGCAAAGGCUGAUCCGAGUUACUCUGAAAAUGGGGAAUAAUCAUAAAUAUUUUGGCAAUAUCAAAUACAACCCUGUCUGUAUUUUUACUGAAGUGUUAAGGGUUUUAGAAAAGUCUUAACAAUCAGCUGAUAUAAUUCCUUUGUCAGGCAUGAAGUCACGACUCCAUCCUGGGAGAGGCUUAAGCCAUAUGUAUGUUCUUCCAAGCUUUGAGACUCUGUAUUCAUAAAUCUGUAGUUAAUUCUCUCAAAUGUUGACUUUCACAACUUAUAUAUCAUUUCAACUCAAAACUUUGUUUUCCUCUCAGUUCUGAUUCCAGGGUCAAAGACACACUUAUGUGCAGGAAAGCAUGGAGGGAGAACAAAGACUACAGUCUCCAAAGAUCCCGACCUACCAUGUUUCUUAUUCUGUGUUGUCUCCCCUCAGAUUGUGGUGAAGAAAGGGGAGGAGGUGAACGGAUACCUGAAGGUCAGUACGGGUCGUAAACUCGGCUUCUUCCCCGCCAACUUGCUGCAGGAGAUCUGA
This is a messenger RNA of Xyrichtys novacula (pearly razorfish), 9166 nucleotides long. NCBI's taxonomy places the organism in Eukaryota, Metazoa, Chordata, Actinopteri, Labriformes, Labridae. The record is from the annotation of a GenBank genome assembly.